UGAGGCAGCAGGCAGUACAACGCCUUCAGAAGCAGAAGCUGAAGGAACCACUGAGGCUGAGGGCGAAGGUAGCACAACACCAGCUGAGGAAGAGGAAAAGGAGACGUCGGAAGCUGAAGGAUCUACUGGCGAAGGUAGCUCAACGCCUGCUGAGGAAGAGGAAAAGGAGACGUUGGAAGCUGAAGGAUCCACUGAAAGUGAGGCCGAAGGCAGUACAACGCCUUCAGAAGCAGAAGCCGAAGGAACCACUGAGGCUGAGAGCGAAGGUAGUUCAACGCCUGCGGAAGAAGAGGAGAAGGAAUCCUCAGAAGCUGACACUGAAGGAACGACUGAGUCUACUGUGGAGGAUGCUUUGAGUACGACUGAAGAGUUGCAGGAAACAGCUCCCUCGGAGAGUACCGAAGAGGCAUCUACAGAAACUGAAGAAGAGACACCUGAAGAUCUCGAAACGACGACUGCAAUGCCAUUCAAAGAGUGCCUUAAUUAUACACCACCUCCUCCGGCGUUGAGAAAUCUGUUCAAUAUGCUGAAACCACAUCUGAACGAACGUUCCCGAUCUCAACGAGCAGACCGGAAGAAGUACCCCAGCUAUCGUAAGCUUGUCAAGGAAAUCAGCAAGACAUCAGUGGCCUCGGGCUCGUUCAAGACGAAAGUGGAAUCCAUCAUUUCCCGCUUUCACGGAUCCAUCAACGAAUCGGUAGAGUCGCAGAUGCACUUCUUCGAGGCAACGCGCGUCAGGAUGCUGUUCGAUUUGAAGAACUUUGUGCAGAAACUGUUCAACGGUUUCACCGAUCUUGUGAGCCGCUCGCUAAGGA
Molecule: messenger RNA, 815 nt
Organism: Anopheles bellator
Lineage: Eukaryota; Metazoa; Arthropoda; Insecta; Diptera; Culicidae
Product: neuromodulin-like
Exons: 2
Source: RefSeq, a predicted model, not a curated record